Molecule: messenger RNA, 9439 nt
Organism: Macrobrachium nipponense
Lineage: Eukaryota; Metazoa; Arthropoda; Malacostraca; Decapoda; Palaemonidae
Gene: cher
Product: filamin-A-like
Biological process (GO): actin cytoskeleton organization
Molecular function (GO): actin filament binding
Source: RefSeq, a predicted model, not a curated record
AGAGAGAGGGAGAGAGUAGAGGGCAAGACGGCGAUCGACGAUGCCGCAACCUGCCGCCGUCAGUCGCUCACUACCAACGACUCGAGGAACCUGGCCAGGGAACACCUCUCUGACUCAGCUCUGAAAAAAAACUUUGAACUUGUGUUAUACCGCUUGUAAAAAGGGCCUCCUGACGAGGUAUUAAAAUCAGUAGUGCCUAUUCUUGCUGGAUGAGACAGAAGGCGUGGGUAGUGUGGCAGCGCGGCCUCCCCUGUCCCCCUGGCUAUUUUGGUGCUUGAGUUGGCUCUAGGCCACCACACCUUCAGUUUGUUUCUGACCAUCAAACUGUUAGGAUAGAACGGCGCGGACUUAUCCAUAUUAAUAACUGCAUGUGUGUGUUUCAGUGACCUACAAGCGAGAGAAACUGUGACCGACUGAACGCUGAUAACACCGACAAAGUGCCUUGAUAAUUAUAUGUAUAAGCUGUUGCUCCAGUAUAACCAACAGAUAAGCAGGUGUUCAGGAAACCAUCUUGAGUAAGCAUCCGUUAUUGUGGUGGGUAUUCCCUCCACCCCCGCACCCUAGGAACCCCAACAUCGCAGACCAAGUCUUACGCCCUCACUGCGAAGUCAGACGCGACAUUUAUCGCCGUUAGGUCCUGUCCUGCAGGAGGCCCCUCCGAACUCAAACGCCGAUCGGUGGAACUGAGUUCGAAUAUCGCGCGCUAGCGCUAGAGCGAAUUGGGAUUGGCCGUAAGGCUCUCUAACUCCGCCCAUUUUAGAUCAAACUCCUCCCUCGGUGACCACAGGAUCAGGUGGAUUCAGGAUGUACGGCUCAGGUGGCUCAGAGUAUAACCAGGCGUCCCUGGACGAAGAGGAGAUGUCCACCACCGAACGAGAAUUGGCGGAAGACGCCCAGUGGAAAAGAAUUCAACAGAAUACUUUCACGAGAUGGGCUAACGAACACCUAAAGUCCGUCUCGAAGCAUAUUGGAAACCUAGAAACCGACCUAAGUGAUGGUUUGAGGCUUAUUGCCCUUAUCGAAGUUUUGUCGGGCAAGAGGCUCCCAAAACACAACAAACGGCCAAACUUUAGGAGUCAGAAACUAGAGAAUGUGUCAGUGGCUUUGCAGUUUCUUGAAAGAGACGAAAACAUUAGGAUUGUCAACAUAGAUUCAACAGACAUUGUAGACUGCAAGUUGAAGUUGAUCCUGGGCUUGAUAUGGACCCUCAUUCUCCACUACUCCAUCUCCAUGCCCAUGUGGGAUGGAGAAGACCAAGUGGCGCCCGGGGAGAAAGGACCCACGCCCAAACAGAGCGAGAGGAAUUUUACCCGGUCAAGGUCAAGGUCAGGUGGCGACCACCCGGACCUCUUGAAGGCUUGCCCCGAACAGCACAACGGUCCUAGUUCCAAAAACCAGGAACCAAGUAGUACCAGUAAAAAGCCGGCAAAUACGAAAAGAUUGCUACACUGGAUUCAGGCCAAACUUCCAGAUCUUCCCGUCACAAACUUCACAAAUGACUGGAAUGAUGGCAGAGCUGUGGGUGCUUUGGCUGAUGCUGUGGCUCCUGGACUUUGCCCUGACUGGCCUGACUGGGUGCCUGCUGAUGCUCUCAAGAAUGCUACUGAAGCCAUGACGCUUGCAGAUAAUUGGCUUGGUGUACCACAGCUCAUCACCCCUGAAGAAAUGGUCAAUCCCAACUGUGAUGAACUGUCCAUGAUGACCUAUCUUUCUCAGUAUCCUAAUGCAAAGCUCAAGAGUGGAGCACCACUGCGACCCCGCACCAAUCCUGGCAGUUCAUCAGGGAAUCCUAUGGUUCGAUGCUAUGGGCCAGGAGUUGAACCUUCAGGACCAGUAGUGGGAGCACCUACUAACUUCACCAUUGAAACCUUUAGUGCUGGGAAAGGAAAAGUAGAAGCAAUGUUACAUUGUCCUGACGGCACAGUGGAAAAUCUCCAGUGCAAAUUCAACAAUGACAGAAAUCUCACCUAUGCGUGUACUUAUACCCCUAAGAGUGAAGGUGACUACAUGGUAAUUGUAAAAUUCAGUGGGAGAGAGAUUCCAAAAUCACCAUUCCGAGUCAAUGUGUCUGGGUUUGCUGGUGACCCAAGCAAAGUCACAGCCUCUGGUCCAGGUUUGGAACCAGAAGGGGUUACCAUUAACAGACCAACAUACUUUGAUAUAUUUACUAAAGAUGCAGGGCGAGGUACACCUGAGGUCAUUAUUCUGGAUCCCUCCGGUCACAAGAAUACUGUGCCAGUCAAGACUCGUCAGAUCAGUGAGGGAGUUUAUCGUUGUGAAUAUGUUGCUUCAAGUAUUGGUCUACAUUCCAUCAAUAUUUUCUUUGCUGGGCAGUCCAUUCCAAGAAGUCCAUUUGGCGUCAAAGUAUCUCCAGUGUCUGAUGCACGUAGGGUUCGAGCUUCUGGCCGUGGACUUCAGCCAAAUGGGGUCAGGGUGAAAGAUGCUGCAGACUUCAAGGUUUAUACAGAAGGUGCUGGAGAGGGUAAUAUCGAAGUCAAAGUCAUUGGCCCAGGUGGAUCUCAUGAGACAGUAAAGACAAAGCAAAUAGAUGCAUAUACAUUUGAGUAUGUGUAUCAUCCCAAGAAGGAAGGAAGAUAUAUUGUGAUGGUAUCAUAUGGUGGGCAGGAGAUUCCAAAAAGUCCUUUUGAGGUCAAUGUUGGUCCUUACAAGGAGACAAAAAUCAGAGCCUAUGGUCCUGGGCUGAAGGGAGGAGUUGUGGGUACCCCAGCACUAUUUAGUGAGACUAAUGGCGAGGCAGGAGCUCUAGGUUUCAGCAUAGAAGGUCCCUCACAGGCAAAGAUCGACUGUAAUGACAAUGGAGAUGAGUCUGCAGAUGUUCGCUACUAUCCGACAGUACCUGGAGAAUAUGCUCUUCACAUCCUUUGCAAUAAUGAAGAUAUUCCAGGAUCUCCAUACAUUGCUCAAAUUCUUCCCAGAACAGAUUAUUAUCCUGAGAAGGUUAAAUGUAAAGGACCAGGAUUGGAGAGAAAUGGGGUUGUAUCAGGACGAUUAACAGAUUUCCAUGUUGACACUCGGGCAGCUGGUGAUGCUCCCCUAGAUGUCACAGUUAUGGAUGGAAAUUAUCAGCCAGUCAAACUAGAUGCCAAGGAUAACAAAAAUGGAACCUAUGACUUUUCAUACAGACCAACAAGAGGAAACAAACACACAGUGCAGGUUUCUUAUGGUGGAGUGGCAACAGAAAAUUCACCAUAUAGGGUGUUUGUUACUGAGCCUACUGACCCUGGUGCAGUUAAGGUGUUUGGACCUGGUGUCGAACGAGGUGUCAAGUCUAAUCCAACACACUUCAAUAUUGAUUGCCGUGAAGCUGGACCAGGAGACGUUCAAAUUGCAUUAACAAAUGCACAAGGUCAGGAUAUUCCAAUAGACAUACAAGAUAAUGGUGAUGGAACCUUCACAGUUGAAUACCUGACACCAUCUCCAGGAGACCAUAGAGUAACAGUCCUCUAUGCUUGUUCAGAGAUUCCUCAGUCUCCAAUUGUUGUGCCUGUUCAGCCUCAUGUUGAUGUAACUAAAGUCAAGGUGGAUGGCCUUGAACCAACUGCGCCCAUCAACUCCCUGCAACAAUUCAGAGUUAUCACACAAGAUGCUGGGAGAGCCGAUUUUGCUGUGUCAAUUACUUCACCGUCUGGCAUGAGGGUACGUGCACAUGUUGUACCAACUCAUGAAGGGUACUUGGUAAACUUUACUCCAACGGAACUUGGAGAAUAUCUGCUAUCGAUUCAAUUUGGGGGCCAGCCUAUCAGCUCUGCACCUUAUAGGUUUACGUGUACACCUGGAGGUGAUGCAUCUGCUGUCAGAGCAUGGGGACCUGGACUUGAGGGUGGCAUUGUGUGUAGACCUGCAGAGUUUGUUAUAGACACAAGAGAGGCUGGUCAGGGUGGUCUUGGAGUUACGGUUGAAGGACCUUGCGAAGCUGCCAUUAACUGCAGAGACAACGGUGAUGGUACUUGUGCUGUGGCUUACCUUCCAACAGAGGCAGGCCAUUAUUCAAUCAAUAUUACUUUCAAUGAACGGCACAUCCACGGCUCUCCAUUUCAUGCCCUCAUCACCCAUGAUCAAGAUUUCAAGCAGAUUAGAGUCACUGGCAAUGGCAUUCAACCUCAUGGUGUGUUUGUGAAUUCACUGACUGAUUUUGUUGUGGACACUCGUGCACUUGCCAACCUAAGGAGAGAUUCAAAGACCAACGACGUUAAAGAUGGAAAAGGUGAUGGCAAAGUGGUUUGUGUCAUAACAAAUCCUUCUGGUGUUCGCACAGAUUCAUUCCUGAAACCACUCACAGAUGGUACCUACAAAAUAUCUUAUACUCCAUUUGAAGAAGGUCGCCACACUAUUGAUUUGUUGUAUGAUGGAGUACCUGUUCCUGGGUCACCUUUCACUGUUAAUGUACGCCGUGGUUGUGACCCUAACAAAUGCUAUGCCUAUGGACCUGGCCUUGAUCACGGAUCUGUUAAUGAAGUCAAUACUUUCACAGUUGAGACAAAAGGAGCAGGCACUGGAGGACUUGGUUUAUCUGUUGAAGGUCCAUCAGAAGCAAAGAUGACAUGUAAAGAUAACCGUGAUGGCUCUUGUACAGUAGAUUACGUUCCAUUUGAAGCAGGCGAUUAUGACAUUGUCGUUAAGUUUGCUGAUCAAAACAUUCCAGGAUCACCUUUCAAGGUGGUUGUUGACCAUAGUGUAGAUGCAUCACAAGUGGUAGUUUGGGGUUCUGGAAUAGAACCCGGAAAGGUGCGAGCUGGUGUACCUCUCACUUUCCAUGUAGAUGGUUCUAAGUCUGGGAAAGCCCCCUUGGGUGUUGACAUAAAAACUGAACAUGGCCCCUUACCUAGAAAUCCAGAAAUACGUGAUAAUGGAGAUGGAACCUAUGAUGUCACAUACGUACCUCAUGAUGAAGGCACAAUGCAAACUGCUAAUAUUACAUGGGGUGGAAAACCUGUUCCAGGAAGUCCAUUCCGAACUCGUGUGCGGCCACCUGUGGAACCAAAUAGAGUGAAAGUCUCAGGUUCUGGUGUUUCUAGCAAAGGCAUUCCUGCUUCCCUACCAACGGAGCUUGUAAUAGACACAAAUGAUGCUGGUGCAGGAGAUCUCCAAGUGGCUGUCACUGGUCCGGAUGGUCAUCCAAGGAAAGUGAAGGUAGUGGACAACAGAGAUGGCACUUACAGUGCCUCAUAUGUUCCAGAUGACUGUGGGAAGUACAAAGUUUCUGUUAAAUAUGCUGAUGAGGAAGUUGGACACUCACCAUUCCCUGUCCAGGCCUUUGCUACUGGAAAGGCUGAUGAAUGUAAAAUUACUGAGGGCAUCAAUCAUUCUUUGAAUAUUGGUGAGGAGUACUGUAUUACUGUGAAUGCAAAGAAUGCAGGAAAUGGGGCUGUGACUUGUAGAAUACGAUCCACGUCUGGCAGUGAUUUGGAUAUUGACAUCGAGGACAAUGGUGAUGGAACUUUCAGCAUAUAUUAUACUGUCAAAGAUGCUGGAGAAUACACUCUUUCUGUGAAGUUUGGGGGCCAACCUGUACCUGAUGGUUUCUACUCUUUCACUGCCCAGUCUGAGGACGAGUACCGCCAAACCCAGACUAAGGUUAACGGACUCCAGGGAGCGCCGAGUGGCACAUCCAACUACCGCUCUGUCGAGCUACAUAACAUCCCAUUACCAACCACAGGUGGUCACGUCACUGCUGAAGUCAAAAUGCCUUCUGGAAGAGUGGACAACCCCUUAAUUGAGGAUAAUCGUGAUGGCACGGUGUCUGUUCGCUAUGAACCAAAGGAGGAGGGUCUUCAUGAACUUCACAUAAAAUACAAUUCAGAACAUGUACAAGGAUCCCCCUUCAAAUUCCAUGUGGAUUCCAUCUCAUCUGGGUACGUGACAGCUUAUGGUGGGGGACUCGUGCAUGGCAUUACUGGCGAACCCUGCAACUUUACUAUUUCCACCAAGGAUGCUGGUGCAGGUAGCUCCACACUACGCGGAGGCCUCUCUCUGGCUGUUGAGGGACCAAGCAAAGCAGAGAUUUCCUGCCAUGACAACAAGGAUGGAACAGUGUCAGUGAGCUACCUGCCAACUGCCCCUGGAGAAUACAAAGUAUCUGUUAAAUUUGCUGAGAAACACAUCAAGGGGUCUCCAUAUUCAGUGAAAGUUACUGGAGAAGGUCGCAAGAGAAACCAGAUCAGUGUUGGUUCUCAGUCUGAGGUUAGCCUCCCAGGCAAGGUGACAGAUUCAGACAUCAAGAGUCUUAAUGCUUCAAUCCAGGCUCCCUCAGGCUUGGAAGAGCCCUGCUUCCUGAAAAAGCUCCCCAAUGGUCAUCUUGGUAUUUCUUUCACACCUCGUGAGGUUGGUGAGCACUUGGUUUCUGUUAAGCGCAUGGGAACACACAUUGCCAACUCUCCCUUCAAAAUCACUGUUGGAGAAAAAGAAGUUGGUGAUGCUUCGAAAGUUAAGAUCACAGGCGAUGCUUUGAAGGAAGGCAAGACUCAUCAUGAAAACCAGUUCACCAUUGACACUCGUGAUGCUGGCUACGGUGGUCUUUCACUCUCAAUUGAAGGCCCAUCUAAAGCAGAUAUCCAGUGCAAGGAUAAUGAGGAUGGAACACUGACCAUUGGAUACAAGCCCACUGAGCCUGGAUAUUACAUUGUUAACCUCAAGUUUGCAGAUAAUCAUGUCCCUGGAUCUCCUUUCACUGCUAAGGUCACAGGAGAAGGUUCCAAUCAACAAACAGAGCGUAUAAAGAGGCAACGUGAGGCUGUGCCACUGACAGAAGUAGGCUCACAAUGCCGUCUUACGUUUAAACUUCCUGGAAUCUCACCAUUUGAUUUAAGAGCAUCUGUAACCUCCCCUGGUGGUGUCACUGAGGAUGCUGGUGUUGGUGAAGUGGAGGAUGGCCUGUAUGGAGUUAACUUUGUACCAAAGGAGCUCGGUGUUCACACUGUGUCUGUCAAAUACCAGGAAAUGCACAUUCCUGGAUCACCCUUCCAAUUUACAGUUGGCCCCUUGAAGGAUGGAGGUGCUCAUCGUGUACAUGCAGGUGGACCUGGGUUAGAACGAGGUGAACAAGACAUGCCUUCUGAAUUCAAUGUUUGGACUCGUGAAGCUGGUGCUGGAUCUCUUGCGAUAUCUGUUGAAGGCCCCAGCAAGGCAGAGAUUGACUUCAAGGAUCGUAAAGAUGGCUCUUGUUAUGUCUCCUACCUUGUUUCUGAACCUGGUGAAUACCGUGUUGGCAUAAAGUUCAAUGACAAGCACAUUCCGGACUCUCCAUACAAGGUGUACAUUACCCCUGCCAUGGGAGAGGCAAGGAAGGUUGAAGUAGCUCAAUUCCCAGAACAAGGUGCCAAGCCCAAUAAGGCCCAGUCCAUACUAGUUAUAAAGAAUGGUGCAAAGGGUCAGCUUGAUUGCAAGCUUGUAUCUCCUUCAGGUCAUGAGGAUGAUUGUUUCGUAGAUCUCCUUCAUGAAGACACCUACAGCGUACGCUUUGUACCACGAGAGAUUGGUAUUCAUUUUGUUCAUAUUAAGUUUAAUGGUAUUCACAUCCCAGGGUCACCAUUCAGAUUACGCAUUGGCAAAGAUGAGGCAGAUCCUGCAGCAGUCUCAGCUUCUGGAAAGGGACUGGAAGCUAUUGUCUCUGGCCAGAAAACAGACUUCAUUGUUGAUACCUGCAAUGCGGGUGCUGGUACUCUAGCAGUAACUAUAGAUGGUCCAUCAAAGGUAUCCAUGGAUUGCACUGAAGUAGAGGAGGGUUACAAAGUCCGUUAUACACCACUCGUCCCCGGAGACUAUUACAUUGCCGUUAAGUACAAUGGCUAUCACAUUGCUGGUUCUCCAUACAAGGUAAAAUGUACUGGUGAAGCUGUAGCAGAUAAAGGAACAGUUCAGGAGUCAUCUUCUGUUGUAGUAGAAACUGUAGAAAAAAUAAAAUCAUCUGAUAAGGGUCAUGGACUUGGUGGAGUUGUCAUUCCUAGAUUUACUUCUGAUGCCUCUAAAGUCACAAGCAAAGGCUUAGGUUUGAAGAAAGCACAUAUCAAUCGCCAGAAUAACUUCACAGUGAAUGCCUCUGAAGCUGGUAACAAUAUCUUGUACGUAGGUGUUUAUGGACCUAAGGCACCAUGUGAGGAAGUUUACAUUAAACAUAUUGGACAUAAUAACUACCAGGUUGGGUACAAGGUCCAGGACCAUGGGGACUACAUCAUCUUAGUGAUGUGGGGUGACACUCAUAUUCCAGGGUCCCCUUUCAAAGUUCAGAUGUUUUAAAGUUAGCUUCCCUCCAGAAGUCCAUUUCACUUAUUGCCUAUGUCGUACGUGAUAAGGGUGACUACAUCCUGAUUGUGAAAUGGGGUGAUGACCAUAUACCUGGCUCACCCUUCCACGUGACACUUUAAGGUUUUUAUUUUAAAUCAUAUAUCAUGCUCACAGAAAAGAAAUCGUGAAAUAUUUUAAGACCACUAUUUUGAUAACUGUAAAAGGCAUUUGUUUUUGUCAUGUUAAUUUAUUCAUUAGUUCCAUUAGCAUUUUAUAUAACUUAGUAUCAUCUUACAUUGUUUCCUAUUAUAUAUAUAUAUAUAUUAUAUAUACUAUUUAUAAAACAUCCCUCAAGGAACUACAUGAAACCUUUAUAAAUUUAUGAAUAAUUGUAUUUAUUGCUGUGUUAUGGUUGCAUUUGUGUUGGCUAUCAAAAAAUCAAUUGAUAGGCGCAACAUGAAUGGAAGGCUUCCACGCUAUUAGAAUAUCGUUACUUUUAGGAAGUAUUUUACAAAUUCUAAUUAUAAAAGGUGCUCCAGUUAUGUUAAGGCUUUGGCUAUUUGUAUUCUUAAAUUGUAAGCUCACUGGUAGUUUCGCCUAACCAUUGGAGAAGCUCUACUCUGUUCCUGUUGAUUUGUUGAAAUUAUAAUGGAUAUAUUAUGCUAGUUCAGGUUAUAUUAGGUACUUAAAUCUCCAUUUGUUUAUAUGCUCUGCUCAUGAUUGCUGGUAAUUUCAGUAAAGUGAAUGUUUCAGAUUAUAAUAAUGAUUUGUGCGUAUAGACAUGAUCAGAUUCUCAAACUGUCCUAUUUGUUUGCUCUGUUCUUGAUUGCCACAAAACUGCAUUCUUCCUUAUCACUUUAUAUGCUUUUCCCCUUUCUCCUAAGGAUUACAAAUUCUGACAAUGAUAAUUUUAAAGAGAAGUCUGCUUAAGACAUUUGUCAUGCUGAAUUUGUUUUCCUUGUGAUAUCAUAAAUAAGUAAAGUGCCAAUUUCACUUCUUUCCUGCAGUUCUGCCUAUGCCUUGUUUCAGAAAACAUGGGAUAAAUUUGUUUAACCUAAUCGUUCAAGCUUACAUUAAUGUAAGCUUGAUGGAAACUCAGUCGACAUAGGUUCAUGAUUUGGACAUAUUUUUUGAAUAAUCAUGAACUCCAACAUAUAUAUUUUCUGAGAUCAAAUAAAAGCUUAUGUGGGGUUUUAAA